GUAGAAAACAAGAUUUUAGUUUUUCACCACCAAUCUCGGCUACAAAGGCGGAUGGAAGUGAUAUUUGCCCCCACUUUGGCUGUCCCCACCCUUUUAUAGCUGUGAUUGCCUCGUGACUGCAUUUAUGCUGCAUGUGUAUCACGCCUACAAUUCUUGAUCAUUGAGUUCUUGCACCCUAUGAAUCAUUCAUUACACUCCCUUUUGAUUGAUCUCACCACGGCUAUUGUAUCCGUAUUUUGCGUGAAUCGACUUAAUGCCUUCCUCUGCGGUUGUGUGAGGACUAGUGUUGCAGGUUGUGGUAGGAAGCAUUUAAGGAGCUGAAGCCUAUUUUCCGUUCACUACAUUGAUUUUACUCUGUUCCCACUGGUUGAGAAUAUGCAGACCCCUAAAGCAAGAAGUAGUCCAUCAGGCGCACCUCAGAAGAGCUCUCCUCGAUCUAUAUCCUCAGAGGCGUCUCUCAAAAGCUCGUCCCCUCAAGCUUCAUCCACAGAAGCUCCCCAAAAGGUCUCUCCAAGAGUGGUGCGUCAGCUUAAGACAGGGCCACGUUUCUUAGACCCCACCGCAUCUUCAUCAAACCAAGCAAACCGAGCUUCAAAAGAGAGAAGUCCUAAAGUAACUGAUCACAAAUCCCCUAGAAGCCCGCUUUCUGAGAAGAAACGGCCUAGCAAAAUACCUGAGCUUGAGAGCCAGAUAUCUCAGCUUGAGCAUGAUCUGAAAGUUGUCAAGGAUCAAUUAAUUUCUACGGAAGCACAGAAGAAGCAAGCUCAGACAGAUGCUGAGGAGUCUAACCAGCAGCUCUCGGCCUUAUCUUUGAAGCUCGAAGAGUUGCAGAAACACCUCUCUGAGCAGCCAUCUUCGGAGGAAGUUGUGUCUGAGGAACAAAAAUUGGGCUCACAAUCUGAACUCGAGGCUCUCAAGAAGCAGGGCUCUCUUGACUCGGCUGCAUUGGCUUCUGCAUUUGAUGAGAUCAAGCAGCUUAAGGUUCAGCUUGAGAUGGUAGCUGAGUUCAAGGCACCUCAACCUAAGCACUCGGAAUCUGAGCAAAACGACCUUACUAAAUUGAAGGAGAACUUGUCUGAGACGCUCUUGAUUGUGGAAGAAAUGAAACAACAGGUAAUGUGUAGCAAAGAAUCCGAAGCUCAGGCUCAGGCGCUCGUUAGAGAGACUCUGGUGCAACUUGAAACGGCCAAGAAGAUGGUGGAGACGCUUAGAUCAGAUGGACUAAAGACCACCGAGGAGUAUACUGCCAUUGCUUCUGAGCUGGAGCAGUCGAGAGCUCGUGUUAGUUUCUUGGAAGACCUUGUGAGCAAACUCCAGGCUGACAUUGGUAGUGAUGGCAAAAGAGACUCCCAAGGUGAAAUAGAAGUUAGUUCUUUGAGACUCGAAAUUGAGCAACUGAGGUCGGUUUUAGAAGCCGGUGAGAUAAGAUACAACGAGGAACGAAGUCGUAAUGCAGAGCAGAUGCAGGACGCUAUGGAAAAGGUGGAAAAGUUCAAAUCUGCAUCGAGCCAGAGAGAAGCGGAGCUGGAGGUGGAAUUCCGGAGAUCCAAAUACGAGAUUGAGGAGCUCAAGGCAAACCUGAUGGACAAGGAGACUGAACUGCAAGGUAUAGUUGAAGAGAACGAGGGACUCACAGUGAGGCUCGAGAACUCUGUGUCGGGGCAGAGGGAGAGCGAGCUGGAGAAGAAGUUCCAAGCCGAGAUAGAAACUCUGAAGGCCAGCCUGGCACAGAAGGAGGCAGAGUGGCAAAGCACGUCGAAGGAGAAUGAAAUUCUCAAGGAAAUGGCAAAGAAUGGCAGAACGAGCGAGGAAAUCGAGAGUGAGGCGGUCAUGAAGGUGAGCUACAUGGCAGAGGAGAUAGAGAAGAGCAACAAGAAAGCGGUGAGAGUGGGGGAGCAGCUGGAGGCAGCGCAAGCAACGAAUGCAGAGAUGGAAGGUGAGCUGAGGAGGCUGAAAGUGCAGUCGGAUCAAUGGAGGAAGGCUGCAGAGGCUGCUGCUGCAAUGCUGUCGGCAGGGAACAACAACGGGCAGAUGAUGGAGAGGACGGGGUCGAUGGAUGGUCAUUACAGCCCUAUGACAGGGAAGGUAAGCUCGCCUUAUGCGGAUGAUCUUGAUGAGGAGUUGAUGAAGAAGAAAAAUGGUAACAAGCUGAGGAAGUUUGGGGUGUUGUGGAAGAAGCCACAAAAAUAGGAGACCAUUCAUUUCAGCAUUGGUUUUCUUCACUGCUUGAACCAUAUUAUGUGGAGUAUUACUCUGAGUAACCAAGACAACCAUUUAUUUAUGUUACAUACUUCUAUCUUCACUCAGAAGGAGCUGUAAAAUCUCUGUCUGUUUCCCCAUGAAGAUACAAAUAUCUACGGUAGCUUCUCUAACUCUCUUCAGUUGUUCCAUAUAGUUCUGUGUUUGGUAUAACCUUUUCAAUUGUUCUGUGAAUGGUACUAUCCAUCUAAUUUUGAAGUUCAAUUGUAGUA
Molecule: messenger RNA, 2471 nt
Organism: Salvia splendens (bonfire salvia)
Lineage: Eukaryota; Viridiplantae; Streptophyta; Magnoliopsida; Lamiales; Lamiaceae
Product: interactor of constitutive active ROPs 3
Exons: 4
Coding region: 376-2190 (604 amino acids)
Source: RefSeq, a predicted model, not a curated record